Messenger RNA from Paracoccidioides brasiliensis Pb18, 6261 nucleotides. RefSeq names its product tetrafunctional fatty acid synthase subunit FAS1. Gene Ontology annotation, biological process: long-chain fatty acid biosynthetic process. The record is from RefSeq and is a predicted model, not a curated record. The coding region runs from base 1 to 6261 and encodes 2086 amino acids. Gene Ontology annotation, molecular function: [acyl-carrier-protein] S-malonyltransferase activity; [acyl-carrier-protein] S-acetyltransferase activity; fatty acid synthase activity. Gene Ontology annotation, cellular component: fatty acid synthase complex. The transcript has 2 exons.
AUGUACGGCACUUCCACUGGCCCUCAAACGGGCAUUAAUACUCCGCGAUCCUCCCAAUCCCUCCGCCCUCUUAUCCUCUCCCAUGGCUCCCUCGACUUCUCCUUCCUCGUCCCUACCUCCCUACAUUUCCAUGCCCAGGAACUCAGGGAUAACUUUUCCGCCUCUCUCCCUGCUCCCACAGAUGAACUUGCCCAGGAUGAUGAACCGUCCUCCGUAGAAGAGCUCGUUGCCAGGUAUCUGGGUUUUGUUGCAAGUCAAGUAGAGGAGGGCGAGGACGAUUCCCAGGGUUCCUAUCUCGAAGUAUUGAAGCUGCUCCUCAACGAGUUCGAACGGGCAUUCAUGCGGGGCAAUGAUGUUCAUGCAAUCGCAGGCUGUCUUCCAGGCAUCAGUGCAAAGAAAUUGCUCGUUGUUCAAGCUUACUAUGCUGGUCGUGCGGCAGCAAAUAGGCCCACAAAACCACACGAGUCAGCGUUGCUGCGUGCAGCAGCGGACGGCAAUGCGCGUCUGUACAGUGUGUUUGGAGGCCAGGGCAACAUCGAAGAAUACUUUGAUGAGCUGCGAGAAAUCUAUGUUACGUAUCCUUUCUUUGUGGAAGACCUCAUUUCAUCGUCCGCAGAAUUGCUUCAGUCCCUCUCGCGGGAUCCCGAUGCUAUUAAACUCUACUCUAAGGGAAUGGAUAUUGUUCGAUGGCUGCGGGACAGCGACUCACAGCCUGAUACCGAUUACUUGGUGUCUGCCCCCGUCAGUCUCCCCCUGAUUGGUCUAGUUCAGCUUGCCCACUUCAUGACAACUUGUAAAGUGAUGGGCAAACAGCCUGGUGAAGUCUUGGAGAGAUUCAGCGGAACUACAGGCCAUUCACAGGGUAUCGUCACUGCUGCCUUGAUUUCCACAGCUACCACCUGGGACUCGUUUGAAAAGGCUUCCAAAAACGCCCUGACCAUGCUGUUCUGGAUCGGAAUGCGCAGCCAGCAGGCCUACCCUCGAACUUCGCUUGCCCCAUCGAUUCUGCAAGAUUCAAUUGAGAACGGUGAGGGCGUGCCAACUCCAAUGUUGUCCAUUAGGGAUCUUCCCCGCCCAGCGGUCCAGGAGCAUAUCGAUGCCACCAACCAACAUCUGCCCAAAGACCGCCAUAUCUCCAUCUCCCUGGUCAACAGUGCCCGCAACUUCGUUGUGACUGGACCCCCCAUUUCUCUAUAUGGUCUUAAUCUUCGACUGCGCAAGGUCAAGGCUCCAACAGGCCUGGAUCAGAAUCGUAUUCCUUACACGCAACGAAAAGUCCGUUUUGUCCAUCGUUUCCUCCCCAUCACUGCACCCUUCCACAGCCAGUAUCUGGCCUCUGCUUUCGAACAAAUUACAGAGGACCUGGAUGAUUUGGUGAUUCCGUCCAAGUCGUUGCGGAUUCCAGUCUAUGAUACCAACACCGGUGAGGACUUGCGGGCCAAGGACGAGGAUAUUGUCCCAGCAUUGAUUCGCAUGAUCACCAGAGAUCCUGUUAACUGGGAGCAUGCCACUGUUUUCCCCAACGCUACCCAUUUGCUUGACUUCGGCCCAGGUGGUAUUUCCGGCUUGGGCGUCCUUACCAACCGCAACAAAGAUGGUACUGGCGUUCGAAUUAUCCUUGCUGGUGCCAUGGAUGGCACAAACGCAGAGGUUGGCUACAAGCCUGAAUUGUUUGACCGCGACGAGGAACAUGCAGUUAAAUACGCUGUCGAUUGGGUUAAAGAACAUGGUCCAAGAUUAGUAAAAACCUCUGUUGGCCAGACCUUUGUCGACACAAAGAUGAGCAGACUGCUCGGUGUAGCCCCCGUCAUGGUUGCUGGUAUGACUCCAACAACGGUCCCGUGGGACUUUGUGGCCGCGACGAUGAAUGCUGGUUAUCAAAUUGAACUUGCUGGUGGCGGAUACUAUAAUGCUAAAUCGAUGACGGAGGCUCUUAACAAGAUCGAGAAGAAUAUCCCUCCCGGUCGCGGCAUCACCGUUAAUUUGAUCUACGUUAACCCACGCGCGAUGGCCUGGCAAAUUCCCUUGAUUGGGAAACUGCGUGCUGACGGUGUACCCAUUGAGGGCCUAACGAUCGGUGCUGGUGUGCCAUCUAUCGAAGUUGCCAACGAGUACAUCCAAACACUCGGCAUCAAGCACAUUGGUUUCAAGCCCGGUUCCAUGGAUGCUAUCCAGCAGGUUAUCAACAUCGCCAAAGCCAACCCUACUUUCCCUGUUAUCAUGCAGUGGACUGGUGGUCGUGGUGGUGGCCAUCACUCGUUUGAAGAUUUCCACCAACCCAUCUUGUUGAUGUACAGCCGCAUUCGCAGAUGUGAUAAUAUCGUGUUAGUCGCCGGGAGCGGCUUUGGAGGGUCUCAAGACACAUAUCCUUACCUAACCGGCUCCUGGUCCCGGCAAUUCGGCUACCCUCCCAUGCCCUUCGAUGGUUGUCUCUUCGGCAGUCGCAUGAUGACUGCUAAGGAGGCCCAUACCUCCAAAGCCGCCAAACAGGCUAUCGCUGAAGCCGAGGGGGUUGAUGACGAUCGGUGGGAAGAUACAUAUAAGGGUCCUGCUGGUGGUGUGAUCACUGUCCGCUCCGAGAUGGGCGAGCCAAUCCAUAAACUGGCCACCCGCGGCGUCCGCUUCUGGCAUGAGAUGGACCAGAAGAUAUUCUCCCUGGACAAAGCCAAGCGUCUCCCUGAGCUCAAGAAGAAGCGUGAUUACAUCAUUAAGAAACUGAAUGCCGACUUCCAGAAGGUUUGGUUUGGACGGAACUCGGCUGGCGACACUGUCGAUCUGGAGGAUAUGACCUAUACUGAGGUGGUUCAUCGGAUGGUGGAGCUUAUGUACGUGAAGCAUGAAUCGAGAUGGAUCGACGACUCUCUGAAACGGCUAACGGGCGAUUUCAUCCGUCGUGUCGAGGAGCGCUUUACCUCUGUGGCAGGUCAACCGUCACUCCUGCAGUCAUACUCUGAGCUUGAUACUCCUUACCCAUCGGUUGAGAAGAUCUUGAGCGCAUACCCUGAGGCGGCGUCGCAGUUAAUUUCUGCACAAGAUGUCCAGCACUUCCUGCUGUUAUGCCAGCGUCGUGGCCAGAAGCCUGUCCCCUUCGUCCCCGCUCUGGAUGAAAACUUUGAGUUCUGGUUCAAGAAGGACUCACUCUGGCAAUCUGAGGAUCUUGAGGCCGUUGUUGGACAGGAUGUAGGCAGAGUGUGUAUUCUACAGGGUCCAAUGGCUGUCAAGUAUUCCAACACUGUCGAUGAGCCUGUGAAGGAUAUCCUUGAUGGCAUCCAUAAUGAUCACAUCAAAGGUCUUAUUCGCGACGUGUAUGGUGGAGACGAAUCCAACGUCCCUGUUGUCGAGUAUUUCGGUGGCCAGCUGCUUCUGGAAACUGAAGAGGAGCGUGAUAUCGACGGUCUUACCGUCUCCGAAGAUGCCAAUAAAAUCUCCUAUCGCUUGUCGCCUUCUACAUCUGCCAGCCUUCCUGAUCUCGACCGCUGGCUGCGUCUGCUGGCUGGCAAGACAUAUUCGUGGCGAUAUGCAAUGUUUACUACUGAGGUCUUUAUCCAGGGCCAAAAGUUCCAGACUAACCCCAUGAAGCGUAUCCUGGCACCCACGCCUGGCAUGUUUGUCGAAAUUCAAUAUCCAAACGACGCGAAGAGAACUUUCAUCAGUGUCAGGGAGCCCUCGCAAUCCGGGAGACUGGUCAAGACUGUCGAGGUACGAACAACCGGCGACAGAGAAAUCUCACUUACUCUGUUUGAAGGCCGGACUGCUGAGGGUGGUGUUGUACCCCUGUGCUUCCGCUUCACAUAUCACCCAGAGACUGGAUACGCCCCCAUCCGCGAAAUCAUGGAUGACCGGAACGACCGCAUUAAGGAAUUUUACUAUCGCAUUUGGUUUAGCGAUCGGGAUGUUCCUUUCGAUACCCCUGCAACUGCCACCUUCGAUGGAGGCAAGGCUACCGUUACCAGCCAAGCUAUUGCAGACUUUGUCCACGCUGUUGGCAAUACUGGAGAAGCAUUUGUCGAUCGCCCUGGGAAGGAAGUGUUUGCUCCUAUGGAUUUUGCUAUUGUUGUUGGGUGGAAGGCAAUUACCAAACCAAUAUUUCCACGCGUGAUUGAUGGAGAUCUUUUGAAGUUGGUUCAUUUGUCCAAUGGCUUCAGAAUGAUCCCGGGUGCUGAACCGCUUAAAGUUGGCGAUGUUCUUGAGACAACUGCACAGGUUAAUGCGGUAAUCAACCAGGACUCUGGGAAGAUGGUUGAGGUUUGCGGGACGAUCAAGAGGGAUGGCAAGCCGAUUAUGGAGGUCACGAGUCAGUUCUUGUACAGAGGAUCAUACAAUGACUUUGAGACCACCUUCCAGCGCAAGGAGGAGGUCCCCAUGCAGCUCCAUCUCGGUUCCUCCAAGGAUGUUGCCGUGCUUCAAUCCAAGGAGUGGUUUCGCCUCGAUGAACCUGACGUUGACCUUCUGGGCCAGACUCUUACGUUCCGUCUUCAGAGUCUUGUCCGCUUCAAGAACCAGACUGUUCUGAGCAGCGUGCAGACUAUCGGUCAAGUCCUCCUCGAACUUCCUACGAAAGAAGUUAUUCAAGUUGCUUCAGUGGAGUAUGAAGCCGGCACUUCUCAUGGCAACCCGGUCAUUGAUUAUCUCCAACGUCACGGCUCUGCUAUUGAACAGCCAGUUCACUUUGAGAACCCGAUCCCGCUCAGUGGGAAGACUCCUCUUAAUCUGCGUGCGCCUGCUUCGAACGAAACCUACGCUCGCGUUUCUGGCGAUUACAACCCCAUCCACGUUUCCCGUGUCUUUUCCAGUUAUGCAAAUCUACCUGGCACGAUCACCCAUGGUAUGUAUACUAGUGCCGCGGUGCGCAGUCUCGUCGAAACAUGGGCUGCAGAGAACAACAUUGGCCGUGUCCGCAGCUUCCACGCCUCCCUGGUUGGAAUGGUACUUCCCAACGAUGACCUCGUCGUCGUCCUCCAGCAUGUUGGUAUGGUAGCUGGCCGGAAAAUCAUCAAGGUGGAAGCAAGCAAUCAAGCGACGGAAGAGAAGGUACUGCUUGGUGAAGCGGAGGUCGAACAACCUGUCUCUGCAUAUGUCUUCACUGGUCAAGGAUCUCAAGAGCAAGGAAUGGGUAUGGAUUUGUACAACUCCAGCCCUGUCGCGAAGGAAGUAUGGGACCGUGCAGACAAGCACUUCAUCGAGAACUACGGCCUGUCCAUCAUCAACAUCGUCAAGAACAAUCCGCAAGAACUCACCAUCCACUUCGGCGGUCCACGAGGCAAAAUUAUUCGCCAGAAUUACAUGUCCAUGACUUUCGAAACGGUCAAUGCAGACGGCAGCAUCAAAUCUGAGAGGAUCUUCAAGGAUGUCAAUGAGAACAGUACCUCAUACACCUACCGGUCGCCCACUGGGCUUCUCUCCGCCACACAAUUCACACAGCCCGCUCUUACGCUGAUGGAGAAGGCCAGUUUCGAGGAUAUGCGGUCCAAGGGCCUUGUGCAACGCGACAGCAGCUUUGCCGGGCACUCUCUUGGCGAAUACUCUGCUCUCGCUGCACUUGCUGACGUUAUGUCCAUCGAGAGUCUGGUGUCCGUCGUGUUCUACCGUGGUCUGACGAUGCAAGUUGCCGUGGAGCGCGACGAGCAAGGUCGUUCCAAUUACUCCAUGUGCGCGGUGAAUCCGAGUAGGAUCUCCAAGACCUUCAACGAGCAGGCGCUGCAGUAUGUCGUGGAGAAUAUAUCCGAGGAGACUGGCUGGUUGCUUGAGAUUGUCAAUUAUAACAUUGCCAAUUUGCAAUAUGUUUGUGCUGGAGAUCUUCGCGCCCUCGAUACCCUCACAAACGUCCUAAACGUCCUCAAAGCUCAGAAGAUAGACAUCACCACCCUAAUGUCCACCAUGUCCCUCGACGACGUGCGCGCCCACCUGGUCGAAAUCAUCACCUCCUGCUCCCAACUCACCUCCUCAAAACCUCUACCCCUUACACUCGAGCGCGGCUUCGCCACCAUCCCACUCAAGGGCAUCGACGUCCCCUUCCACAGCACCUUCUUGCGCUCUGGCGUGAAACCGUUUAGAUCCUUCUUGCUGAAAAAGAUUAAUAAGACCACGAUUGACCCCAGCAAGUUGGUUGGGAAGUAUAUUCCGAACGUUUCGGCCAAACCGUUUGCGUUGACGAAGGAGUAUUUUGAGGAUGUUUAUCGGUUGACGAAUUCGCCGAGGAUUGGGAGUGUACUGGCGAAUUGGGCGAAGUAUGAGGAGGCGGGGGUUGGGGAGAAGGUGUAG